This is a messenger RNA of Aquila chrysaetos chrysaetos, 5329 nucleotides long. RefSeq names its product histidine decarboxylase (gene HDC). Bases 2333 to 4330 code for a protein of 665 amino acids. The transcript is spliced from 13 exons. Lineage: Eukaryota; Metazoa; Chordata; Aves; Accipitriformes; Accipitridae. The record is from RefSeq and is a predicted model, not a curated record. Gene Ontology annotation, molecular function: pyridoxal phosphate binding; histidine decarboxylase activity. Gene Ontology annotation, biological process: L-histidine catabolic process; histamine biosynthetic process.
UUAGAAUGGCCUUCAAAGGUAGGAGGGAGGAGUGGGGAAUGAAUUGCAUUAUACAGUAUGAAGUAAAAUCUUCCUUCUUCAAACUUGGACUUGAGUUAAUAGAAUUGGCAGUUAGGAAAGUCCUAAAUAUCCUAGUAUUGGUAUAAAUUUAGCAACUUUGAUGCCUAUUGGCAAAUUUGACCCCAAAAUAAUCAAAAGAUAAUAAAAAAUGGAAAAUCUAUGGUGGUAGUUCUUAGGAUUAUUUUCAGGGAUAUAAUCAUGCUCAGCUGGUACUAGGACUUGAAGCAAGCCUUGUACAGUGAGUAACUGUGAAUUGCUGUAUUUUAGUUUUUUGCCAGAAACUAUCCAGUAUGUCUCUAGCAAAUGCAGGAACCAGUUAGUCAAGUUAAAUGUGCUGGUUAGGCAUUGCUCCAAUUGAAUUAUUCUGUGAUCAAAAUAAUGUUUGUGUCCUCACAUCCCACAAACUUAACUACAGUUUAAUCUCUGUGAACUCUUAAUAACGAUAAGAAUUUCAGCGUUAGUCUGAGUGGUGAUAGUGGUAGUGUUCACGUCCAAAUGGAGAAUUUCCCACGGUUUUGACGGCACAGAGCUUUGUAGCAAACAAUGAAAAGAACCUUUUCUAUUCAUUCUGCUUCCUGUGAGCAAAUAUUCUAUUCCUCAUUGUCUGUAACAAAAUCCUUCCAAGGGCAGGGUGGCUAUAACAAAAAUUUAUUUAUCAUCAGCAUAUUUACCCUACCUGUAACUCAUUAUCACCUAUUUUAUUUUAGUUCCGAACAGGACCUGCUGUUUGUUCUCUUCUGCACAGAACGAGAAACCAACCUGAUGAAACUAUCACCUUUGAGCAAAGGCGUAGGGUGUAUGUCACAUGGAAUAUUCAUUGUGUAGUUUAGCUCUGAAAACAUUGUUAAAAGUAUUGCUCCUUAUUUGCUGUUCCAAAUUGAAAUCAUAAAUGUAAUUAGCUACCAGCUUUCUUUGAACAGAUGUCCAUAUAUUAAUGUAUUAGUUACUUGUAGCUAGAAUGACAGUUUUUGAGAACUCAGCUCUUUUUGAGUUGGUCCUGUGUUUGAUGCCAGUCCCUUCUCACCUUCUUUGUUCCCCUUUAUGGUAGCAUCUACAGUAAAGCCAAGAGAGGUUCAUAAAUUGAUAUUAAGUAUGUGGGCAGCUUGUUAUUUUUUUCUUAAUGUUUCCAGAGAAAUGUGAGAUAAAGCAGAUGAAUAUGCAUAUAGUAUGGGUUUUUUCUGCACUUCUUGGAUUUCUUCUUUCAAUGCCUUUUUUAUCAAUUUUUUUAAACUUCAGUAUAUUAAUCUGAUGUGUGUCUAUCAGAGCAUCUUUGUCAUAUCUGUGAAACAGUUCUUUCUCAAAUAUCUAAUCACAGCAGAAACUAGGAAAGGUUUUCACAUUGUUCUGCAGAAAGUAUGCUGUGGAAAAAGACCUAACGACUUUCUAGAAUAAUGAAAGCAUUUAGGCUGCAUUAUAGUACAUGAGGCAGAAAACCAAAGCUAUUCUGACAGCCAGUUCUCUUUAUGAUGAGAACAGAGAAACUGCUGUCAUGUAUCGGACGAAGGGUCUGCCUAGCAUCCUGUCUCCAACAGGGCCAGCCCUAAGCGGGAGCCUGAGGUAUAGCAAAAACAGGGCAAGAAUAUAUUGUAUUAUGUAAUAAUUUCUCUUUCUGGUGCUUAGUCCAUAAGGCCUGCCUCUGUUUUCCCAGGGCUGCCUGGUAUGGGUGUAGAGCAAGGGAGUUCCUUCUGGUGAAGAUAAGUGCUCAACAUUGAGUACAGUGUCAAAGGCCAUGCUGCCAAAGAUAGGUCAGGAUGUGUUUUCAGGUCCUAAACCUGGAACAAGGGGUAAUCUACAUGGCUGCUCUUCCAAACUGAGAACAAUCCAGGUGGAGGACUUAGAGGAAUUCUGGAGAUGCAAGGCUAAAUCCCAGUGCUUAUGCAUAUCAUAUGUGAGAAAAGCAAGCGCAGGUGGAGGGGCAGGGGUAAGAUGUGUUUUCCCAGCUCAGCAGUCUAGGGUGAUAUCAGUGGAGGAACAUCACCCUGCAGUGUAACCUGGUCUGAUCUGGAAGGGCAGGAGAUCCAUGAAGAGGUCCACUGCUGCUUUGUAUUGCACUUCUGGAACCGGCAAUAACUGUAAUGCCUUUCCUUUUAGCAGCAAGGGACUGACAGCAUUAGGAGUGAAGACUUGUGAGGAUGCAGAAUGCGUGAGUCUGAGAGAUAAAGGGAGCUAUAAAGGGUGAAGCAGCUAGCAGGGCACCAGACCAAACUGCCCACAGCUCCUGAAAGGUCGUGAAAGGCCCAGGUUUGAAGAGGUGCUUUUAGAAGGAAUCAGUAUGGAGCCUGAGGAGUACAGACGGAGAGGAAAGGAGAUGGUGGAUUACAUUUGCCAGUACCUGAGUAAUGUGAGAGAGAGACGGGUGACUCCUGAUGUACAGCCAGGUUACAUGAGAGCCCAGUUGCCGGAUUCUGCCCCAAUGGACCCAGACAGCUGGGACAACAUCUUUGGAGAUACAGAGAAGAUUAUUAUGCCCGGGGUAGUCCAUUGGCAAAGUCCACACAUGCAUGCCUACUUUCCAGCUCUUACUUCCUGGCCUUCACUUCUUGGAGAUAUGUUGGCUGAUGCAAUUAACUGCUUGGGAUUCACAUGGGCCUCCAGUCCAGCCUGUACAGAACUGGAAAUGAAUGUGAUGGAUUGGUUGGCGAAAAUGCUGGGCCUUCCAAAUAAAUUCCUGCACCACCAUCCUGACAGUGUGGGUGGAGGAGUAUUACAGAGCACUGUGAGUGAAUCAACCUUGGUUGCACUGCUAGCAGCAAGGAAAAACAAAAUUCUGGAGAUGAAGCUUUCUGAGCCAGACACUGAUGAGUCCUCACUCAAUUCUCGCCUCAUUGCUUAUGCGUCUGAUCAAGCACAUUCUUCUGUAGAAAAGGCUGGCUUGAUUUCUCUUGUGAAGGUGAAAUUUCUGCCUGUGGAUGAGAACUUUUCCCUCAGAGGUGGAACUUUGAAGAAAGCCAUUGCAGAAGACAGAAAGAAAGGCCUAGUGCCAGUCUUUGUUUGUGCAACUUUGGGUACAACUGGUGUCUGUGCUUUUGACAAUCUCUCAGAACUGGGUCCAAUUUGUAAUGCUGAGGGACUCUGGCUUCACAUUGAUGCUGCAUAUGCAGGAACAGCAUUUGUAUGUCCUGAAUUUCGAUUGUUCUUGGAUGGAAUUGAAUAUGCAGAUUCCUUUACUUUCAACCCUUCUAAAUGGAUGAUGGUUCAUUUUGACUGCACUGGAUUUUGGGUUAAGGAUAAAUACAAAUUACAUCAAACCUUCAGUGUUAACCCUGUCUACCUCAGACAUCCCAACUCAGGAGCUGCUGUUGAUUUCAUGCACUGGCAAAUUCCACUGAGUCGUCGAUUUCGUUCUUUGAAGCUGUGGUUUGUGAUUCGUUCAUUUGGGGUGAAAAAGCUUCAAGCUCAUGUCCGACACGGUACUGAAACAGCCAAAUUCUUUGAAUCCUUGGUUAAAAGUGAUCCACUCUUUGAAAUUCCUGCCAAGAGACAUCUCGGACUGGUUGUAUUUCGUCUGAAGGGUCCCAACUGGCUGACAGAAAAACUCCUGGAAGAACUAAGCAGUUCUGGCAGGCUCUUCCUUAUUCCAGCAACCAUUCAUGACAAGUUCAUCAUUCGCUUUACUGUAACAUCUCAGUUCACAACCAGGGAAGAUAUUCUGCAAGACUGGAACAUCAUUCAACACACUGCAGCCCAAAUCAUUAGCCAGAAUUAUGGGUUGCACUGCAUCAAUUCUGGUGGUGGGGCAAGAAUCCCUGAUAUGAUAGCUAAGCCUAGUUCUGAUGCCAUUAGUAAUGCUUCUCAGCUUUAUCUAGACGGAGGAAAUUGCAAAACACCUUCCAGAAAAAUAGUUGUACAGCCUAAGUUAGUAGCAAGUCCCAGUGCGUGCGUGAUUAGUCAACAAGUGAAAGGUCAAGAGGAUCCUCUAGACAACUGUUUUCCAGAAGAUGUCCAAGAUGUUACCAAACAUAAGUUAACCUCCUUUUUAUUCAGUUAUUUAUCUGUUCAAGGCAAGAAAAAGACAGCGCGUUCCCUUAGCUGCAACAGUGUGCCAAUGACUGGUAGUCUCGAGCAAUGUAAUCCCAAAGCAGCAGCCACUGACAAGAAGGAGUCUUACGCAAAUGCCAGAAUUCUUUCCAGGCUGCCUGAAGAGGUGAUGAUGUUCAAAAAAAGUGCCUUCAAAAAACUAAUUAAGUUCUACAGUGUCCCAAGCUUUCCGGAGUGUAGCAUUCAGUGUGGCCUUCAGCUGCCUUGUUGUCCUCUGCAAGCCAUUGUUUAACAAGUAAAAGAGAUUGGUCCUUAAGACCUCUCCAUAUAGAAAGAGAACCAAAGUUUGCUUAUUCAUAUGCAAUACUACAUGUUACUUUGUUCAAUAUGUAAGCAGUGGUAGUGACCUCUGAGAAAAUUCCUGUGCUUUUACUGGUGGAAACCUCAUGUAUUUAUAGAUUAAAAUGUCAAAUAAAUCUUGUAGGCAUAUAACAUGAAACUCUUGUAUGUAGACUGUGGUAAAGAAAACGCUAAUUUCUUCCUUAUCAGUCCUCGUAAUGGACAGUUUCUAGCUGCUAGGCUAGAACCAUUUUGACAAAAUAUGCUGGCCUCAGUAGGGGGUAAGCAAUUUAGCGCUCUAUUUGCACCAUUGAUUUUUUUUUUUCAAUACCUUGACUUAUACUCUCUAGACUGCUGCAAGGAUCUGUGUGCGCAGACAAUGCCACCGUCAAUUCUGAACUGCAAAAUGAAGGGUGUAACCUCUCCAAGAGAUUUUGCUGUAUUAGGGCAAUUUUAAAACUCCCUGAGUUUAAAAACACAACAGCCCUGCCAUUCCAUCUGUGCUAAUCACUUACAGUGCACAGGAGGCUUUAUGCAACCACGCUGCAAGAGCAGUUGCCCUUGCUAAGCACCUGUGGCCUUUCUCAGCAUUACCUAAGGUCUGUAAAUCACAAGUGCAUGAGGAAAGAGAGUAGGAAUGAUACUUCACCCUUUCUCAUUACAGAAGAACUAAGGGGCAUUACAGCAGAAAGGGUCUUUAUGCAGCAAACAAACUUAUUGUUACAAGAGGCCAGUGAUUUACGUAUUUUUCAAGAAUAAUUAAAAAAACUGGGGGGAGCAAAAUCUAUUGCGGGCAGCUUUAAAUUCAGAGAUACUACUGUUGAAUCAGGAAGCAUGAUGAGUGCUAGGAGAUUAUUCUGAGAAAGCACUGCUAGAUGCUCGCUGCCGCCUUUGUAGUUGUUUCCAGACACGUACAAUUACCCCAUCUUGAAGGCAGCGUACUUGGCCAGAU